Uranotaenia lowii is the source of this 2149-nucleotide messenger RNA. RefSeq lists its product as uncharacterized. The record is from RefSeq and is a predicted model, not a curated record. The transcript has 2 exons. The coding region runs from base 390 to 1931 and encodes 513 amino acids. Lineage: Eukaryota; Metazoa; Arthropoda; Insecta; Diptera; Culicidae.
AUAAAUGUGUACCUAAAGAACUGUUUACUAUCAAAAAUAUUCAAGUGAUUCUUUCAGUGUUAAACCAAAAAGAAAAUCGUUAAACGGUAGAAAUAGCCGUGAUAGGACAGUGAUCUCCACCCAAAAAUAUUAAAGUGAUUUUCAUCAAUAAAAAAUCAAUCAAACGGUAGAAAUAGCCGUGGGUGUAGAGAGAAGUGAAGUGAAGUGAGUGAAAGUAAUUUAGGACACAAGAAGCGGAACAGUGGACACUGUGUAGGAUUUAACUCUUACCGAUCGGUGAUAGGAACCGCAGUAGCCAAAGGCAAAAAGGAUCAUUCCGACCCACCUGCCACUGCUCCCCCCGGACGCCAUACGAAUUGAGUCACCCAACCAGAAAGUCCAGUAAGGAAAUGCUGGCAUUUAUAUUUUUAACAUUCCUGACCCAAACGCUGACUUUACAAAUUCAAAGACUGGACCAACCAAUCUUUAUUUAUGACGUAGGUAUUGGCAGAAUUCAGUAUCAAUCAAAUUAUUACAUCCACCAUUUCAACAUCAAAACACUCAAAACCUAUAUCACAGAUCUGAAAGAAAAAUUUAACAAAAUUGAGAUAAAUCAAUUCACAGAAAUUAUACAAGAAAAAUUUGACGAGAUUAAUUAUUUUUUAGAAAAUAUAAUUCCUAUUAGAAGACAGAAACGAUGGGACACGGUAGGUACUGUCUGGAAGUUUAUAGCUGGAACCCCAGACGCAAACGAUUUAAGGCUAAUAAAUUCCAGCAUUAAUAAUCUCAUUGUAAACAACAACAAACAGGUAAAAAUUAAUCGUGAAAUAUCAUUGCAACUAAAAGAAUCAUUUUUUAAAACUAAGGAAGCCAUUCAGUUGUUUGAAUCAAAAGCUACCGAAUUAUUUUCCAUUAAUAUCUUCUUUAAUUUAAAGCGACUUGGUAAUCAAAUCGAGAAUAUAUUAGAAACAAUAAUGUUAGCUAGAUUAGGAAUAUUAAAUGAAAAGAUUUUAAGCAAAAAUGAGAUAGAAACGCUAAGGAAGGAUCUUGAACGAGAAAACGUCACCGUGUAUACAUCGUCGGAAGUCAUAACAUACGCAACAACAUCUAUAGCCACCAACCGUCAAGAGAUGGUACUAUUAAUCAAAAUGCCGAAAUUGGAUCCCCGAAUUUUCCGUAAAAUUCACGUUUACCCAAUAAUUCACAACCGACAACAAAUUCUUACAGAUAAUCGAAUUUUCCUAGUACACCCAACCGCUAAAUUUAUGGUGAAGACAUCGGAACAAACUAUUUACGAUAUCAAAGAUACUGAAAUAGCUGAUUCAUCAUGCAUACCGAACCUUUUGGAUGAAAAAGCCGCUAUCUGCAACUAUACAUCUAAUCCUAUGCAGCAAGACAUCAUUCCUUUGGAUAUGCAACACAUACUGGUAAACAGCGAAACUAAUUUUACGCUAUCAUCCGACUGUGCAACUACUGACAGAACCCUUACCGGGUCAUAUCUAAUUCAGUAUGAGAAUUGUACGAUACGGAUCAAUAAUAUUGUCUACACCAGUAAAACCCAAAACAUUACUGGAAAACCCUUAUAUCUUCCUUUGGACGGAAUAUCAAUUACCAAGAAUGGCGAAAUACUAAAUCUCAGCUUGAGCCAUCUUCACAAACUUCAAAAAGAAACCAGGAAUGAACUUGAUCUGCUACGUUUAGAAAACAACAGCUUGAGUUUUCCUCAUUGGUCAAUUAUUGGAGGAAUAGCUGUUCUUCCUACUCUAAUCGGUAUAGCUAUUUUGUUCAGUUUCUUUUUCCACAGAACAACAAAUAUCAAACUACACACAACCUCACCUGAAACUACCCCAGAUGUCGGAAACCAGGUUUGGAAGACGGAACGAGGACGGAAGGUAACCAACUUUAGGAAACUCACGUUGUCGGACGUCAUGACCCAGGAGGCUCAACUCUAAGCAAGGGCGAGUUAACGACACGGCUAUGUGAGAAUGGGAUCAUAUUUUCCAGACUUAGUCAGAAGUCUGGAUAGUUGGUUCCCAUAUGCCACUAGUCUGCUGAAUUGCUUGUGGGAACAUAGCUAGAAGUCUGGAUCAUCGGUUCCCACACGAUCGUACGUGCUCCCGCGAGUGGCGAAUGUAAGCAAGCAUUGCAGGAUUAGGUUUAGGUAUUUAUA